Messenger RNA from Xylona heveae TC161, 1277 nucleotides. Its product is annotated as NAD(P)-binding protein. Gene Ontology annotation, cellular component: cytosol. The record is from RefSeq and is a predicted model, not a curated record. Gene Ontology annotation, molecular function: oxidoreductase activity. Bases 335 to 1234 code for a protein of 299 amino acids. NCBI's taxonomy places the organism in Eukaryota, Fungi, Ascomycota, Xylonomycetes, Xylonales, Xylonaceae. The transcript is spliced from 3 exons.
AGGGUACCAAAACACCUGAACAAUAACAUUUUGUGAACGUGUUCCUCAAACUUAGUAAUUAUUUAUCAUCAGUCAGAUGCUAGAGCAGUAGAUCAACUAUACCAAAAAGGCGGAUCUCGUCCGUUUGGUCCCUCCAUACCAUUCAUCUCUCGUAUAUGGCCCAUAGUGAUAUAUAUGAGACCCUGAAGACCAAAUUUUCUAGAUCAUCAUUUCACGCCAUCGUCGAAUUCCUAUCAAUUUACGUUGGAGUGUACAGAACCCUUGCAAUCAUCACUUUAUUUGUUAAACCUCAUCCAUCUCUAACUCUAAAUAUACUUGAUUUCCUACGGAUACAAUGGAGAAUCUUCCAAAAGACUACUUUGUCACCUCGCAGCAAUUUACGAAGAACACUCAUCGGGAUGAGUACCCUGCUAUCAAUCCUUCGUCUGAGCCCUUGAGUCAGGCUGGAAAGGUCAUUGUCAUUACAGGGGCUAGCAAAGGUCUUGGACGUCUGGGUUUCGCCGCAUCCUUUGCUCGCGCCAGUCCAAGAGGAAUUGUGAUUGUUGGUCGAAAUUUGGAACGCCUGAAAGCGACUGCAAAGGAAAUUCGCGACAUCAACCCUGAGGUUGACGUGCUGGCCGUUGCAGCAGACUUGGACGAUCCCAACUCCGUGACAGCGCUUUGGGACAAGGUGAAGGCAAGGUUUGAUACAGCGGAUGUCCUUGUCAAUAAUGCUGGAUCCUUUGCGCCUGCAGCGAACGUCGCAGAUGUGAAGCCCGACGUGUGGUGGUCGGAUUUUCAAACCAACGUUCGUGGAACAUUCCUUGUUACGCAGGGCUUCCUCGAGCUUCUCGGAUCGCAGAAAAAGGGGAACAUCAUCAACAUGAGCACCAGCGCCGCCCUCAGCGUGUUUCCUGGGCUCUCGAGUUAUAGCAUCUCCAAGUUCGCCGUGAUCCAGCUCCAAGCGUACGUUGCAGCUGAGUACCCCAACGUUACCGCGGUUACGCUCCAUCCGGGCAUUGUGAAGACCGACAUGACAAUUGACGCAUUUAUGCCAUUCGCGGACGACACUGCGCAGCUGGUGGGUGGUGUUGGAGUAUGGCUGGCAACUGAACAAGCGAAGUUUUUGAGUGGUCGCUAUAUCAGUGCCAAUUGGGACGUUGAAGACUUGGUGGCGAGGAAGGAUGAGAUUCAAUCCCAAAACUUACUUACUGCUGGUUUAUUUGGAAAGUUUGGAAAGGAACAAUUUGACUAAUCAUGCAACGAUUGUGUCAUCAAACUUAUUUAGUCUAUGCAGU